AUGACGACCACAGCAGCCGCACCACUCUGUUCGGACACCGUUCGCACGGCUGGAGGCGGGAUUCCGGACGGCAAUGAUCAUCCUACAUUGUCAGCGGAAGCGGUAAAAGAAUUCCAACUGGCGCUCUUUCUCGAGAACUUGGAAGCAUUCUAUUUUCAGAGCGGACUUCAAAAUAUCUCUACCUGGGGAAUGACGGGCUACCCAAAUGAUACGAUCGAAGUGCUUAGCAAGAUUGUGGCACAGGAGGAAGUACACGUCGCAACGAUCACGGACCUGCUCAAUGGCUAUGGUGCCACUGUAAUUGCUCCUUGCCAGUAUUCCUUCCCGGUGUCGACCAUGGAUGAGUUCAUCGCCCUUAGUGACAUCAUAACCUCAGUGGGCAUCAGCGCUCUCAUCGGACUGAUCGAUCGAGUCUCGUAUGCUGAUCCUUCUAUUGUCAAUACGGUGUUGUCAACAGUGACGGUCGAGUCCCGUCAUGACGCGUUCUUCCGCCAUGUGCGCGGCAGAGUCCCUGACCCAGCUCCCUUUGACACCGGGAUUAGCAACAUCUGGGCGUACAAUUUGGCUCUUCCAUUUAUCGUGCCGGGGUCAUGUCCAACGGAGAUCCAGCUACCUAUUCUACCCAGGUUGACGGUGUCAACACCGACUGCGGCUGACAACAGAUCGUCAGUGGCCACGGGAAUAGCGAAGAGCAUCGCGCCAUAUCAAAAUACCUCCGCGAGCCCGGCUACGGUAACGAACACUACCGCGGUUCCGUCAGAAAUGGCGUUCACAUGGGAUCCCAUGCAGAUGCCAUUCGUAUUCGAGCAGGGAAAACAAUUGUUUGUUGGCUGGACCAAUCAGCUGAAUGUGCCAGUGUAUACGGUAUUAUCCAUCGUUGGGCCAGGCAGGGGAGUUGCGGAUGUACCGCAAGGACUCAAUGGGGCGGUGUUUGCAGCGGUCACAAGUCAAUUGCCUGAUAAUGACUAUGACCUGGCCCUCGCAACCAUGGCGGGCCCGGUUGCGUUAUCACUCUCUUAG
Molecule: messenger RNA, 1020 nt
Organism: Exophiala oligosperma
Lineage: Eukaryota; Fungi; Ascomycota; Eurotiomycetes; Chaetothyriales; Herpotrichiellaceae
Exons: 2
Coding region: 1-1020 (339 amino acids)
Source: RefSeq, a predicted model, not a curated record